AUGAAACGAGGCUUUUCGCAAUUUUAUGAAAGUUUUGAAACUCUGAAUGAAUAUGAAGAAUAUGAGCAUGGGAAUUUGAUGUAUCAAUGCUGCACUAAUAACAAUACCUGCAAUAAUAAUUAUUCAUCAUCAUCGGAAGAAGGAAAUGCUUUUGAAUAUUCUCCAUCCAAUAAGAAGAAAAAGACAACAACACAACAGACAAUAAUACUGGAUAAUAAUGGUACUCCUACUACGAUGUAUUAUAAUAGUGAUAGCAGUAACAAUGAUAGUAGUAAUAUUAUGGAUAAUGUGAUAAUUACUGCAACCAAUAAUAAGAGCCGAUCAUUGUCCAUGCAAUCAAUUUUGCAAGGACAAUAUUUAGUGCAAUAUGGUGGUAAUAGUGAUAGUGUAAAUAAGAACAAUCAUGAUAUGAAUUCAAGGGGAGAGAGAAGAAUUGCUCUAUCGAUAGUUAGCUCUGAACUACAUGGUGGGUUGUUUAAUUUUGAGAUUGUAGAGUGGAGCUUAUUGAAGGAAGAAGGAAGAUCGAAACUUGAUGUGUUAUCAGGAAUAAUUCAGUUGAAUGGAGAUAAUAGAAUUGGUAUGGUGUGCCAUAAGAAAUCUGUGUUUAAAUCUCUAAUAUCAGGACCUGAACAGUAUUGGAAAUGUGAGGAGAUUCCACUUGACGAAUAUCAAUCAGUGGUUGCCUUGAGGAAGGGUAAUCAAUUGGAAUUGAAAAUUGUUGUAAGAGGAAUCGAAUAUACCUUCUCUAAACGAUAG
Molecule: messenger RNA, 756 nt
Organism: Naegleria gruberi
Lineage: Eukaryota; Heterolobosea; Eutetramitea; Acrasida; Naegleriidae
Exons: 1
Coding region: 1-756 (251 amino acids)
Source: RefSeq, a predicted model, not a curated record